AGUGGUUGGAAAAAAUUUUGUAGAGCUUAGGUGACUCUACCUAUACCGAAAAAUAUACCAUAUGUCAUUAAUUUAUUUUACUGGUCUUCAUGUUUGAAAUCUUAAAGAAAGUUGUAAAAAAAAAAAACUUAGUUAGAAAAACUUUUUCCAAUCUGAAAUGGCAUGCAAGAAAACGAAAGCUGGCUGAAAAGAAUGUACUCUGUUUUCCGAUCACCAUAUCCAUGAACGCGCCCUCUCCAAACCUGCUUGGUUCUUUGCUGGAGUCAGCUGUUUCAACCCGCUCUUCCCUGCUUGGCCGUUCCGUCCACGCGCUCAUCCUCAGAACCCAUGACACCCCUCUCUCCUCCUUCCUCUGCAACCACCUCGUCAACUUGUACUCCAAACUCGACCGUAUCAACUCAGCUGAAAUCCUUCUGUCACUCACCAAUCCCCGCACCGUCGUCACCUGGACGUCUCUCAUCUCCGGCUGCGUUCACAACCGUCGUUUCACCUCCGCGCUCCUCUACUUCAGUAACAUGCGCCGCGAGUGUGUUCUCCCUAACGACUUUACGUUUCCCUGCGUCUUCAAAGCUUCGGCUUCGUUGCACAUGCCCUUUACUGGAAAACAGCUUCACGCCCUCGCUCUAAAAGGUGGAAAUAUAUUGGACGUGUUUGUGGGGUGCAGCGCCUUUGACAUGUACAGCAAAACCGGCCUUCGAGUCGAGGCUCGUAACAUGUUCGACGAAAUGCCGCACAGAAACUUGGCCACGUGGAAUGCGUAUAUUUCCAAUGCAGUUCAGGAUGGCCGGUGUUUGGAUGCAGUUUCCGCGUUUAAAAGGUUUCUUUGUGUGGGUGGAGAGCCCAAUGCGAUAACGUUUUGUGUGUUUCUCAAUGCGUGUGCUGACAUGGCGAGUUUAGAGCUCGGAAUUCAGUUACACGGAUUUAUAGUUCGGAGCCGGUACCGGGAGGAUGUCUCUGUUUCCAAUGGGCUUAUUGAUUUCUACGGAAAAUGUGGGGACGUGGUGUCAUCUGAAAUGGUUUUUAAUAGAAUUGGCAGUGGCAGGAGGAAUGUUGUUUCCUGGUGCUCUAUGCUCGCUGCUCUUGUGCAAAACCACGAGGAAGAGAGAGCGUGUAUGGUCUUCCUGAAGGCAAGGAAGGAGGUUGAGCCAACAGAUUUCAUGAUAUCGAGUGUACUCAGUGCGUGUGCGGAGCUUGGAGGGCUUGAACUGGGCAGGUCAGUUCAUGCUCUUGCUGUUAAAGCAUGUGUCGAGGAGAAUAUAUUUGUUGGGAGUGCACUUGUUGAUAUGUAUGGAAAAUGCGGAAGUAUAGAAAACGCAGAGCAAGUAUUCAAAGAAAUGCCCGAGAGGAACCUAGUCACUUGGAAUGCAAUGAUAGGUGGAUAUGCACAUUUGGGCGAUGUUGACAUGGCAUUGACUUUAUUUGAGGAGAUGACACUGGGCAGCUUUGGUAUAGCACCAAGUUAUGUUACACUAGUUUCUGUAUUGUCAGCAUGUAGUAGGGCAGGGGCAGUGGAGAGAGGUUUGCAUAUAUUUGAAUCCAUGAGAGGGAGAUAUGGAAUUAAACCAGGCGCUGAGCAUUAUGCAUGUAUUGUGGACCUUCUUGGGAGGUCUGGUUUGGUAGAUCGUGCAUAUGAAUUUAUUAAAAGAAUGCCAAUUCUUCCCACUAUAUCUGUAUGGGGAGCUCUACUCGGGUCUUGUAAGAUGCAUGGGAAAACAGAGUUGGGGAAAAUUGCAGCUGAAAAAUUAUUCCAGCUAGAUCCUGAUGACUCUGGCAACCAUGUAGUGUUUUCCAACAUGCUUGCAUCUGCUGGCAGAUGGGAAGAAGCCACUAUUGUCAGGAAGGAAAUGAGAGAUAUUGGAAUUAAAAAAAAUGUUGGUUAUAGUUGGGUUGCUGUAAAGAAUAGAGUCCAUGUUUUCCAAGCAAAGAAUAGUUCUCAUGAAAAGAACUCUGAAAUUCAGGCAAUGCUAGCUAAGCUCAGAGAGGAGAUGACGAAAGCUGGGUAUGUUCCUGAUACCAAACUAUCACUUUUUGAUUUAGAAGAAGAAGAAAAGGCUUCAGAAUUAUGGUACCACAGUGAGAAGAUUGCUCUAGCAUUUGGCCUCAUAGCUCUCCCUCAUGGAGUGCCCAUACGUAUUACAAAAAAUCUUAGGAUUUGUGGAGAUUGUCAUAAUGCCAUUAAGUUCAUCUCAAAAAUUGUUGGAAGAGAUAUUAUCGUGAGAGAUAAUAAUCGUUUUCAUCACUUUAAGGAUGGUUGGUGUUCUUGUAAAGAUUAUUGGUAAUAGUUCCAUACUCCCAUUAUUUUAUCUGUUUCAUAUGCGUCAAAGAAUGUUUUUGAAACAACACAUCAGGUUCUCUUUACCCAUGUUGAUGGUGAAUGCAGAUCAAUUGUUACUUUCACGGUGUAUCUGCCAUUUUCUAAUAAACUGUGCAGGGGUAUUGUACCAUUCUCUUAGUGUGUCCAUUCUGCACAGGUGCUUGUUCAGGGUGUUUAUAUGGUAGAGUUUGACAAGGGAUUCUGCAGAGUGAUCUAUGUAUGGGACAGGUUGAUUUGAUUUUGGUUGUGUUGUGCUAUAGUUGAUAUAUCUUCUGCCUUGGAUGGGGGCAUUACAUAUUUUUUGGUGGUUGAGGUGGGAAACAGACAAUUUUAUCCGAUUGUUACCAAUGUUGCUAUAAAUUUAGUGAUUCAGUUUAUAACUUGGUGUGGUUCAGGGCACACCUUAAUUUAGGGGUAGCAGUGUGGCUAUGAGUGGAUUGUAGGGUGUUCAACAUCUGAUGAUAUAUCAAAACAAGGUGUUCCCAUACAAGCAUGGGAAAUGCACAGGAAGUGUUGUAUGGGGUAACAUUGCAGCAGCUGCUCCAGAGCCUAAAAAGGACAUUUGAAUAAUGGAAGAAGCUGCUUCAGGGCACACUAAUAGCCCCAAAGGUCUUUAAGGUGUGUUCCACACAUCUGGAAAACCUAAAAGACCCUCUUUUUCACAAUGAAACAAGGAAAAUAAGUCAGACGUGUCAAAUUAGCAAAAGUGGUGACGCCCAACGCCUCAUGUUAUACACCGUGCGUGCACUCAGACGGAAGAAACUAGCUCUCUGUCCCACUGGCACUCAGCUUAGAUGACCACUAGGAGGUGGCACCCGGCUUGAGGUAAGUGGCGGCCAGCCUUGGGGACAAAUUUCCUCUCUACCUUCAUGGUGCUAAGCUUGAUUCAAGUACCGCCUAACAUAGGUAAUCUUUUGGAAAUCCUAAAUUUUACCUUUCUAUCUCUACUUUCACGAAUUUCAAUCUUGCUUCACUUGAUCCAAGUGCUUCCUGUUCAAUUUUAUUAUGAAUUUUCAUUUUAUAUAAUAUAUUAUUUAACUUGUUAAAUUUUAUUAAUCAUUUUA
Vigna angularis (adzuki bean) is the source of this 3378-nucleotide messenger RNA. RefSeq names its product pentatricopeptide repeat-containing protein At4g14850. The record is from RefSeq and is a predicted model, not a curated record. Gene Ontology annotation, biological process: RNA modification. Bases 90 to 2279 code for a protein of 729 amino acids. Lineage: Eukaryota; Viridiplantae; Streptophyta; Magnoliopsida; Fabales; Fabaceae. The transcript is spliced from 2 exons. Gene Ontology annotation, molecular function: RNA binding; zinc ion binding; protein binding.